Molecule: messenger RNA, 2436 nt
Organism: Musa acuminata AAA Group (dessert banana)
Lineage: Eukaryota; Viridiplantae; Streptophyta; Magnoliopsida; Zingiberales; Musaceae
Product: protein trichome birefringence-like 28
Exons: 5
Coding region: 415-2067 (550 amino acids)
Cellular component (GO): Golgi apparatus
Molecular function (GO): O-acetyltransferase activity
Source: RefSeq, a predicted model, not a curated record
UACCAUGGAGAUCAAUGCUUGGUUGCUUCAAAUGGGCAAGGACGACGCCAGCAUCCGUGAGUUACGAGACAUUUGACUUUUCUUCGAUCAGCUACAGCCAACUUAGCUUGGCGAAGAAGACUUGGAAGUAGCAGGCAAGCCCUCACCGUCAACGUAGAGUUCAAAGCUCAGGGCAAGUGGACACGCGAUUCGGAGCUGGAACCUGGUUCCUCGCCUUUGUGCGGCAUAUGCUUGAGCUCGGUGGGCCUUUAACACGAGUUUAAUAUCCGUCCCAACACCGGACCAAGGACUCCGAUGAAAGAACCCGUCGUUUUCCUUCUUUGUCCUCUUUCUUCCUUCUCUCUACCACUCGAACACGCCUCUUCCUAAUUCCUGUUGCUUCUGCCGCCUCCUCUCCUCUUCGGCCCACAUGAGAUGCGAUCGCCUGGCCGGAGAACGGUCGUUCUCUCAUCGAGGACUCCGGCUAUGAAGCGCCCGCUGCUGAGCAGCGCCCGGAAGCAUGGCAGGAACCCCGUGUCCGUUUUCCUCUUCUUUGUCUUGAUUCUCGUCAUGUUGAUGUACAGCGAGGACUUCAACUCGAUCGCCGAGUUCUCCCUCAGGAAUUCUAGAGCCAAGUCCCAGGAAUUGGCCCAUCAAGAGCUCGCUAUAGCUAAACCAAGACACGAGGGACUUAUCCUCGAUAGCACAAAGGUAGCAGAGGAGGAGGCCGAGGAGGAGGAAAGGAAGGAGGAGCGACCGGUGUUGCAGAGGGAAGGAAGCGACGCGAUUGCCAGAGAACAACCGCCAACUGACGAAGAGGGCCGCCAAGAACCCGAAAGGGAGGGUGCAAGGGCAUCGGUGACCGUCAACGUGACGCAGGUGGCCCGGUUGCCGUCCGCCAGGAAUCAGGGGCACGAGCAGCAGUCUGUCAUAUCCGACCAGCACAAGUCGGAGGCGAAGCCGCAGCGCGUAGUCCUCAACGUGCCGGAGACUUGCGACCUCUUCGAAGGCCGAUGGGUCUACGACGACGUCUCCUACCCGCUUUACAAAGAACACGAGUGCCAGUUCCUGACGGAGCAGGUGACGUGCAUGAGGAACGGCCGCCGCGACGACAACUACCAGAAGUGGCGGUGGCAGCCCCGGGACUGUAGCUUGCCGAGAUUCGACGCGAGAGUGCUGCUGGAGAGGCUGAGAGGGAAGCGUCUCAUGUUCGUGGGGGACUCUCUCAACAGGAACCAGUGGGAAUCGAUGGUGUGCUUGGUCCAAUCCGCCAUCCCAUGGGGCAAGAAGACUCUCACCAAGAACGGCUCGCUCAACGUUUUCAGAGCCGAGGAUUACAAUGCUACGGUGGAGUUCUACUGGGCGCCGUUCCUGGUGGAAUCCAACGCCGACGACCCCAGAAUUCACAGCGUCCCGAACCGCGUCAUCACCGAUUCGAUCGCCAAGCACGGGAAGCAUUGGAAGGGCGUGGAUUACUUGAUCUUCAACACCUACAUCUGGUGGAUGAACACACCCAAGAUGACAGUCCUGCGAGGAUCGACCAAGUACAGUAGGAUCGAACGGGCUGCAGCUUACAGAAGAGUCCUGAGAAUAUGGGCGAGGUGGGUGCACAGGAAUGUGAAUCCGAAGAAGACGAUGGUGUUCUUCAUGAGCCUGUCCCCCAACCACAUGAGGAGCGAGGACUGGGACAACCCGGAGGGGAUCAAGUGCGCGCUGGAGACGAUGCCGGUGAUGGACAUGUCGCGCCAACUGGAGGUCGGCACGGACUGGCGGCUGUUCGCGGUGGAGGAGAGCGUGAUCCAGUCGAUGCGGCUGCCGGUGUCGUUCAUCAAGAUCACGGCGCUGUCGGAGUUCCGCAAGGACGCGCACACGUCGGUGCACACGCUCCGGCAGGGGAAGCUGCUGACUGCGGAGCAACAGGCCGACCCCGCCACCUUCGCCGACUGCAUCCACUGGUGCCUCCCGGGCCUCCCCGACACCUGGAACGAGUUCCUCUACGCCCGAAUCGCUUCCCGGCCAUGGCCCAACCAACACACACACACACACAGAUCACACACAAAUCUUUCGGUCUCUCACCUAGUACAUUGAUUUUGGUAUAUCUUCCGCACAAUUUUACCUUGUUUUGAUUGGGGAUUUGUGGGAUGUCACUGAGUUGGGUUAGGUGACAGCAACACGACGUCGACCGCCAUUGAAUGGUUGCCACCCACACGUCGUGAUCGCUGUGAGCGCAUGCUGUACGUCAUGUGGUCACACGGCGGGGGUGGAAAAAGGGACGCAGCGUAAAGAACCAAGAGAACGAGAGCGACACAAGUUUUUCCUGUUUCUUCUCUUUUUUUUCUUUAAAUUUCUUAUUUCGUUUUUCAUGUGCGAAAAUUAGAUAUAGUUCGAAUCAAAUGUAGGUGGGAAUGGUCCAGUGAAUUCAAUCAGGUUGUGGUCUGCUCCAUUGGGAUUGGCCCA